Messenger RNA from Desarmillaria tabescens, 1898 nucleotides. Its product is annotated as major facilitator superfamily domain-containing protein. The record is from RefSeq and is a predicted model, not a curated record. Lineage: Eukaryota; Fungi; Basidiomycota; Agaricomycetes; Agaricales; Physalacriaceae. Gene Ontology annotation, cellular component: membrane. Gene Ontology annotation, molecular function: transmembrane transporter activity. Gene Ontology annotation, biological process: transmembrane transport. The transcript has 10 exons. Bases 374 to 1453 code for a protein of 359 amino acids.
AGGAAACCAAUUCCGUGACAUUUCAAUCAUUUCAGUCGCUUGGAGGGGACCUACCACGGAACACUCUUGGAUCUCCACAAUAUUGCAACCAGAGGAUUGCAAGGAAAGCUAGACUCAAAGUCCUGACUCAAGGAAGGGGGAAAUACUGUACUUGUCUUCGCGUUUUUGGAUAUAUUCUUGACGCAGCUCUCUUCUACUAUCACUCCUUCCUUCUCCUCCCUCCCCAUCUUUGUUGUGUCUUCUUCGCCACAAAAUUUGUCUUAUGAUGUUGGCAAGGACGGCGGAAUACUGCAUCCGCUGCAGUCCGGCCCUGAAGACUGCGGAACAUAUCUGAAUAUUCCGAGGACUGAGAUCAUUCCAGAAGGCUUGAGUCAUGUCGUCGGCACGACCAACGAGCAUCGAGCUCAGUAACCUUUCUCAUCAUUCACAGCUGGAGGAUAAUGCUCAACUAAAUGAGUCGUCUCUUGCACCAGUGGACCGUGGAUUCGGCGCUUGGUCAUAUCUACUAGCUGCAUUCGUUGUUGAAGGAGUUGUAUGGAGACUCCCAGACUCGUUUGGUGUCUUCCUUGAUAGCUGCCUCAACGAUCCGAAAUUUGUGAACCAGCCCCAUGCAUCCACUUUACUUCCUCUCAUUGGGUCUCUGUCAUCGGGAAUGAUUUUCUGUUCUGGUCCCCUAAUCUAUCCCAUUAAUGUGCGAUAUCCAUACUAUCGUCGUACAAUGAUGUGGAUUGGCGUAAUCGUAUGCGGGGCAAGUCUCUUCGGGGCGAGUUUUGUGACUAAGGUACCAGUCCUAAUUGGCCUACAGGGAAUUCUCUAUGCUAUCGGCGGAUCGCUCCUGUACGCCCCCUGUAUAUCUUAUAUGACCGAAUGGUUUGUGAUGCGGAGAGGUCUUGCAAGCGGUGUCAUCUUCGCUGUCCUGCAUUCAAGAACCUCUGCUGGUGGUUUGAUUCUCCCUCUCGUAUUGCCAACCCUCAUAUCUCGUCACGGAUCUGCGAAGGCUCUCCGAAUCAUUUCUGUCGUGCUUACAACAGUUCUCAUACCAAUUGUUGCACUAGUCAAACCCCGACUUCCUGAAUCUAGAAAUCGUGCUCAAGUAACACCUCCUCGUUCACGCGACUGGAUGAAUAGUCCCACCUUCUGGGUCCUUCUUGCCGUUAAUACGGUUCAGGGUCUCGGCUACUUUGUGCCUGUUGUAUGGCUUCCAACUUUUGCACAUGAAAUUAACCUGAGCAGUACCAGCUCUUCGCUGGCUGUUGCACUUUUGAAUGGCGCCUCUCUGCUCAGUCGUCUGUCAUUAGGUUACCUAGCUGACAGACUAAAUCCGUGGCUCCUCGCAUUAUCUACACUAUCUUCAACAUCAAUCGCUACAUUUAUCCUCUGGGGCCUGCUCUCGCGAAAUCUUGCUGGACUUCUAUCAUUUGGUAUCACCUACGGUGUACUCGCUGGGGGAUGAAGUAGUUUAUGGACAGGAUUUAUCGCUCCCAUCGCUAAAGACCCAAACUUGGUGACCUAUCUAAUCGGAUAUCUUAUGCUCUCGCGAGGUGUAGGCAACAUUUUAUGCACGCCAAUCUCAUCUGCGCUGGCUACGACGUCAGGUCCUUUUACUGGCGAGAUAACCACAGGGUUUCAGGUGACGGGAGGAAGAUUUGAGAAUAUGAUUUUGUAUGUGGGGAGUGUUUUGCGGGUGCUGCAGGGGUUGCGCUGUUAGGGUGGGCACUGGAUUCGAGGGCAGACCGGGCUCGAAGCCGCGCAACUUGAAUUGAAUGUGGAAUAAUUUAUUAGGAAUAGGGAUAAGGUGUAUAGCCUAUUUUGUUCUUUUCGGCCGUGACCACCUCAAACGUCUUUUCUUCUAAUCUGGGUCGGACCGGCCUUCCGGAAAUACCGAUCGGUAUUUUUUC